Messenger RNA from Nerophis ophidion (straightnose pipefish), 2408 nucleotides. RefSeq names its product transmembrane protein 163a. The coding region runs from base 92 to 961 and encodes 289 amino acids. NCBI's taxonomy places the organism in Eukaryota, Metazoa, Chordata, Actinopteri, Syngnathiformes, Syngnathidae. Gene Ontology annotation, cellular component: synaptic vesicle membrane. The record is from RefSeq and is a predicted model, not a curated record. The transcript has 8 exons. Gene Ontology annotation, molecular function: zinc ion binding.
CCUCGAUGGUCUGCCGCCGUCCGCACGUCUCACUCGGCCGUCACAUACUUGGAGUUCCUCAUAGGAGCCGCGAAAACAAAACGACGCCGACAUGACGGACUCCGAACCGCCCGACACACCUUCCGCCCCGCAGCUGACCACAGCGGACCAGCCCCCGGCGACAAACGGCCAGUGCGAGCAGAAACACCCCCGGGGAGAGCAGGAAGAACAUCCUCCGCCAAGUUGCGGGAAUCCGGAAGAAUUGUUGAAGAUGGAGCAGGAGAUGAAGAUCACUGACAGCAUCGAGGACGCAGGUCUCCUGGAGAGCAGCAUGCGCCUGAAACCACACGAAGCACAAAGCUACCGCAAAAAGGCUCUGUGGGUGUCCUGGGCGUCCAUCGGGGUGACGAUCAUCCUGGCCAUCGCCGCUUUCACCGUCUCCGUCAUGCGGCACAGUGCCUCUGCUUUUGGAUUCGCUUUUGAUGCAGUGCUGGAUGUCCUGUCCUCUGUCAUCGUGUUGUGGCGCUACAGCAACGCUGCAGCCGUACACUCGGCUCAUCGGGAAUACAUAGCCUGCAUUAUCCUGGGCGUGAUUUUCAUCCUAUCAUCCUUGUGCAUUUUGGGUAAGGCCAUCCACGACCUGGCCACCAAGCUACUGCCUGAAGUGGACGACUUCCUGUUCAGCGUGUCCAUCGUCAGCGGCGUGGUGUGCAGCAUCCUGUGCGUGAUCAAGUUCAUGCUGGGCAAGGUGCUCACGAGUCGGGCCCUCAUCACGGACGGCUUCAACUCGCUGGUGGGUGCCGUGAUGGGCUUCUCCAUCCUGGUCAGCGCCGAGGUGUUCAAGCAUGAGCCCAACGUGUGGUACCUGGACGGGACCGUAGGAGUCCUCAUUGGCCUCAUCAUCCUCGCCUAUGGAGUCAAGCUGCUGGCGGACAUGAUCCCCCGAGUGAGACAAACCAGGAACUACGAGCGCUUCGAGUAACGCUCAGCGGCCCCGAGAAGACGCUGGCGAGGUGGGUUCUUCCUGUGAGACUGCACACAACUUCCUGUCACGCAUGGAGGACGUCCACUCCAGCAGGCUGAUCCAUCCACAUUUUAUUAAGACCGGGAGACUGAAACCUGUAAGUAAAAGUUGCUGAGUGGACUUGCAACGUUCUUCACAUCAUUCUUAGUCAACAUUCCAGGAGGCCCGCGUGGAUCCUGGUCAGUACUGUAGUGUUUCACUGUACUCUGGUGCAAGCAUCAGUAGUUUAGGGCAGGGGCGUCCAAAGUGCUGCCCGGGGGCCAUUUGCUGCCCGCAACUAAUUGUUUACCGGCCCGCCACACAUUCUGGAAAUGCUAUUGCAAAAAUAAAAAAAGAACACUUAAAAAAAAGGGAAAUGAGGUUAAAUCUAAUGAGAAAAAGUGGCAAUGUUGACACAAAGCUGCCACGCAGGCUGUUUUUUUUCUUUUUUUGCCAUUGCUCCAAAAAUAAAUAAAUAAAUAAAAUAAAUCUAUGUUAUAAUUAAUUAUUUUCAAGGCUCCAAUUACUUCAAGUAUUUCACUUUAAAAUGUUUUGCGUUGUAAAUAUUGCAUAUAUUGUGCGGUUGCCAUAUUAAAACAUUGUUUUAUUUGACAAAAGAGAAUAAAACAAACAAAAUAAUAGUUCAAACAUAAAAUCGAUAGAUUUUGAUCCUGUAACUUAUGUGUUGAAAGUAAAAGAAAAACAUAAUAAAAAUGUAUGACUUUAUGAGUGGGGCACCCUUUGAAUCCCAAAUAUAUUUAUUGGUAUUUUAUUGAUCUUUUCACUGUUAUUACUCAAAAAAUAUAAAGUCAUUACAAACAAUGGUGUCCUGCAUUAUUGAUCUUUUAGGGCUUUAAUUACUAAAUACUGCAUAUUUCAGUUUUACUAUAAAAAAAAAGUAGUUUUUGACAGAAAAGCCAUAGAAUCUUCUGUUGUAUUACUUUAUAUCAAUUUGAAGUUGAUAUACAGAUUUAUUGUAAGCGUUAAAUAAAAAAUAAUAAUAAUAAUAAUUUGACUUAUUUUUAACAUUUUAACUGAGACCCUUUAUGGUCCCCGGGACCCUUAAAGGUAAAAUAAAAAAAUACAUACAUUUUGUUUUGUUCUGGUUUGAAAAUGACAAAAUAUCAAAAUGGCCCCCACACGUUUGAAUUUUUCCAUGUGCGGCCCACAGUGGAAAAAGUUUGGACACCCCUGCUUUAGGGUCAUUAAGGCACGCGCUCCGCCUGCUGGCCACUAGAGGAAGUGCAAGGUGAAUGUUUGUGUUGUCUUUGAAGUCAUCAUAACUACGUCGUUACAACUUUGUCUCCUUCCGCCAAGCGCACUUCCUGCUUGACCCCAGAUGCUUUGUGUUGCCGCGGACAUAACUCGUGUCCAACGCCGGAAAAAAAGGGUGUAUUUCAAAAUAAAAUAGUAUCCCUCUUAUUCA